UUCACGCGCUGGUACAGAAACGCGCACGCUGUUAGGAUGGAGAGGAAGAGGAGGAGCGUGAAGUGACGGAGCGCAGGGUGUUUGUUUACAGAAGAAGAGGAGGAAGAGGAGGAAGAGGAAGCUGCAGCUCAGAAGAGUGUCGCUCCUGAAACAGCACGAGGAGAGGAGGAGGAGGAGGAAGAGUCCCCAACUUCUGACUCCGUUAACUUCCUGCACGCUCCACGGUCGGGCCGUGCUACCGCGCAUGCGCCCUGAAGUUUUCACCCCGUCGGAACACAAUGGACCGAUUGUGACGUCACCGGUUGCUUAUCCGGAUCUGAAGCAGUGACGGCGGCGGGAGCGCGCCUCGGCUCAGCGCGUGACCUGUGUGUGUGAGGAUGAGUGGUGGUAAAAAGAGGAGUGGCUUUCAGAUCACCAGCGUGACUUCAGAGGUGAACCAGAGUCCAGCAGACCAAUUGUCUCCUAGCGCUGUCCUGCCCAUCAUCCAAUCAGAGGUCUCUCUGCAGCCCCCCCUCUGCAGCCCUCAGGGAAGCUCCUCCCAGCCAACCACGCCCUCUCUGAAGAGGAAGUACAUCUCCCUCGAUGGCGGGCACGGGGCGGGGUCUUCCUCCAGGUUCAGGGUGGUGAGACUAGUGAGCGGAGCCGGCGGCGGCGGCCGGGGUGAAUCGUAUCGUCGCGGGCGAUGGAUGUGCACAGAGUUCACGGAGCGGCAGGAAGGCCCGGGGUUCAGGCGGGUGAUGGACAGCAUGAGACACGCCCACUCCUUGGAGUCCCUGGAGAUGAUUGGCCGGGAAAGCGAGAGGGGUGGAGUCCACUCUCAGGACAACACCCAUAUGCUGGCUCAGCACGUGCUGCACAGCGGCCCGCCUUCACCCACGCACCAGACGCAAGCUAAUGUCCGGCUGCUCGACCACAAGGAGUCACGCCUUGUGGUCGAGCAGGGCUUAGGCUCCACCCCUCCACCACCUUCACCCCGCCCACGCUUCACCCCAACUCCUCUGCGGCUGGAUGUGGACGCCUCAGGACGGACGCCGUCAGGCUUCAGCCUGGACCGCACCAUGUUCGACCUGCCGGGGGACGCCAGGACUCUGCAGCUUGUUGCUAAGCAACUGGAGCCUCCAGUUGUCUUACGGGAUCAUACAAAGGUCAAAGGUCGUGGCUCAGCUGUCAGGGAGUCCUGGCCGAGUACCAGGACAUCGAUCCAAGAACUCAAACCACGGGUGAGUCAGAGGUCCCUGACCCCUCCCUCCAGAGCUCAGCCUGUCACAGAGGCCCGCCACCGAUCCACCAAUCAACCACAGCCAUCCCAGCGACCCCAGAAUCCUCUGCGUCACACUGCCCCGCAUCCUCAUUGGUCAGUUCCUGCCAGGGCGUCACCCACCGGGCAGGGCUCUGAGGCCACCAUGAUGGCUCUGCUGCUGUUCUGCAACAGGUCAGUCCUGGCUCAGUUUGUCCUCAAUCUGAGGUUGAAGCAGUUUGUAUCUGAUGCCAUUCCAAGUAUGCAUGUAGAGCUGUGUUCAGAUCUGUCCCUGCUGCUGACGACCAUCAAUGUGACCCCGGCCUGUGGUUACAAACGUCUCUCAGACCUGGUGAAGAGUCACCUGAUGCUGGCGGUGAGGGAGGAGGUGGAGCUUCUGAGAGAACAAAUCAGAGAGCUGCAGGAGAGGAACCGGCAACUGGAAAGAGAGAACCACACGCUGAGGGCGCUGACCCACAGCAUGCACACUCACUAACACACACACACUCACACACACACACACACACACACGUGCAGUCGUGUCAGGGUUAACAGGACGGCGUUCCUGCGUUUUCUCAUCAGCUGAUGCUUCAGAGACACUCGCUGUGCCCUCCUGCUCGUCCUCCUUCAUGUACCUGUAGUACUGUUGUACUGCAGUAUUUGUGCUACUGUGUACUGAUGAAAGGUGUGUGUUUCUGUGUGUGUAUGAUUGAUACAUUGUAGAUGUGACACUUUGAUACAGUCAGUGUGCAGCUUGUAUAUAAACCACUGGCAACAAGAGAGAGAACACCGCGAGGUGAAAAUGUCCACACUGUGCCCAAAGGGUCAGGAUUAUGUUUGGCCACCAUUAUUUUCCAACACUGCCUCAACUCUGUUGGUUCACCGGAGCUCCACAGAGUGCCACUCAAUCCUCUCCCACUCCUCCACGAUGACAUCAUGGAGCUGGUGGAUGUUAGAGACCUCCACUCCUCCACCUUCCAUUUGAGGAUGCCCCACAGAUGCUCAGUAGGAGACAUGGUUGGUCUGAGCUCUGACAGGCUGACCCUCCACGCCUCCAACCUCUGCAGCAAUGCUGGCAGCACUCAUACAUCUGUUUCCAAAGACAACCUCUGGAUAUGACACUGAGCACGUGCGCUCAGCUUCUUUGGUCGACCAUGGCGAGCUUUGUUCUGACUGGAACCUGUCCUGUUAAACUGCUGCAUGGUCUCGACCAUCGCGCUGCAGCUCAGUUUCAGAGUGUUGGCGAGUCACAUGACACCAGGGAGGGAAAAUGGCUAAUCGGGCUCAGUUUGGACAUCUUCUCACUUUUGUUUCCCAGUGAUUCAGUCAGUGAUG
This is a messenger RNA of Neolamprologus brichardi, 2572 nucleotides long. Lineage: Eukaryota; Metazoa; Chordata; Actinopteri; Cichliformes; Cichlidae. The record is from RefSeq and is a predicted model, not a curated record.